CAUUUCGAAACGGCUCGACUAUGCUGCCAGUGAAGAUUUUGGUUCUGCUCGCAGCCUUUGGCUGCCAUGCUCUAGUUGAGGCGAGUAAUGAGACCACGUUGUGCCCGCCGACAACCGAUGAUAGCCGCGAUGGCGAAGAUUCGUUGUGUCCCAGCUUCCAAGACCUGCGCGACAUCAUUGACGAGAUAGCUCUAAUGGAGCUCAUACAGGCACACUAUCAGUGCAACGCCAAGUUCCGCAAGGCCUUGUGCUACUACAAUUCGUCGCGCUUCCACUUGGUAGCCCAGCAGCUGCAGCAGAGCGAAGCCUACAUUUCGAUGCUGGCAGAUCUGCGCAAUGCUGGCGUCGACACCACCGACAUCGAGAGCAUUGUGAACAUCUUCGCCUGCCUGGAGCUGUCUUUACCGAAACUCAAAAAGAGCUGCGACUGCAAGCAAUUGCGCGGUCACACGUUUGUCGGCGAUCUACUGGCUAGCAUGUCCCAUCAGGCUGUCCACGACUACACGGCCGUCGCCCGUGCAAAUCACACCAACUUUGGCCUCUUUGCGGACACCAUCACCUCCUCGGCCUUCCAGGCGCGUAUGCGCACUAAUAUGCUUAAAAGCGAUGCGCUGCGCCCGUUGCGCUUGCUCCGUCGCUAUGGCUGGGAUGUACAAGAAAUACUUGGCGCUGCCAUGUCCAUACUCUCCUGGUGAGCUACAUGGACUCGGGACAACAAUUCCAUACCUAUAUAGCUGUUGCAGUUGAAUAUGUAGAAAAAGGUUGAAUACUUGAAUAGAUGAACUGUCAAUCGCUCAGAAA
Drosophila hydei is the source of this 801-nucleotide messenger RNA. RefSeq lists its product as uncharacterized. Lineage: Eukaryota; Metazoa; Arthropoda; Insecta; Diptera; Drosophilidae. The coding region runs from base 21 to 695 and encodes 224 amino acids. The transcript has 2 exons. The record is from RefSeq and is a predicted model, not a curated record.